This is a messenger RNA of Microplitis demolitor, 771 nucleotides long. Its product is annotated as cuticle protein 21. The transcript has 2 exons. The record is from RefSeq and is a predicted model, not a curated record. NCBI's taxonomy places the organism in Eukaryota, Metazoa, Arthropoda, Insecta, Hymenoptera, Braconidae. Bases 22 to 771 code for a protein of 249 amino acids. Gene Ontology annotation, cellular component: extracellular matrix.
CCACUCGAAUCUACUACAGCAAUGGCAUUCAAGUUCAUCACUCUUUUGGCUCUCGUGGCAGCUGCCAACGCCGGUUUCAUCCCAGCGCACCAACCACUCGCUUACGCAGCAGCCCCAGCGUACGCCACCCCCGUGUUAGCGAAGGCUAUCAACGCCGAAGACGAUCCUCAUCCUCAGUACAGUUUCUCUUACGAUGUCCAGGACUCAACAACCGGCGACUUCAAGAACCAAUACGAGACCCGUGAUGGUGAUGUAGUACAAGGCAGCUACUCUCUCCUUGAAUCCGACGGAACCCGCAGAACUGUUGACUACACUGCUGAUGACAUCAACGGAUUCAACGCCGUCGUCCGCAAAGAACCCGCUCAGGUUGCCGUUAAAGCCGUAGCCCCAGCUGCACUUGCUGUCAAAGCCGCGCCCAUCGCCUACGCCGCCCCAGCUAUCGCUAAAGUCGCUGCACCAGUAGCAUACGCUGCGCCUGCAGCAUACGCUGCUCAUUACGCACCAGCUACUUACUCAGCUCACUACGCACCAGCUGCAUACGCAACCCACUACGCACCCGCUGCCUACGCUAAAGUCGCUGCACCAGUAGCCUACGCUAAAGUCGCUGCACCAGUAGCUUACGCCAAAGUCGCUGCACCAGUCGCCGCAUAUGCACCAGCUGCAUACGCAACUCACUACGCACCAGCUGCUUACUCUGCACCAGCCGCCUACGCCACCCACUACGCAACACCUGCAGUAGCCAAAGUUGCUGGACCAGUCUACUACCACUAA